Gastrolobium bilobum is the source of this 934-nucleotide messenger RNA. RefSeq names its product two-component response regulator ORR9-like. Gene Ontology annotation, biological process: phosphorelay signal transduction system; cytokinin-activated signaling pathway. NCBI's taxonomy places the organism in Eukaryota, Viridiplantae, Streptophyta, Magnoliopsida, Fabales, Fabaceae. Bases 3 to 710 code for a protein of 235 amino acids. The record is from RefSeq and is a predicted model, not a curated record. The transcript has 5 exons.
AUAUGAUCAACAAGAGUGUUCAUCAGCUAUUCAAACCUGAUAUGGAGAUUGUGGAUACCAGAAAACUACAGCUACAAAAGGAGCAGCAUUUUCAUGUGCUGGCAGUAGAUGACAGUGUCAUAGAUAGGAAGCUUUUGGAGAGGCUCCUUACAGGUUCUUCAUGCAAAGUUACCUGCGUGGAUUCUGGAGACAAGGCUUUGAAAUACCUUGGCCUGAUUGAUGACCUUGAUAAUACUUCCUCUAUGUCUUUGGAGUCAUCACCUUCUCCUCCUCAACCAUUACAGCAAGAGGGAAUCAAAGUGAAUUUGAUCAUGACAGACUAUUGCAUGCCUGGGAUGAGUGGCUAUGAUUUACUUAAACGAGUCAAGCUGCAGGGAUCUUCUUGGAAAGAUGUUCCAGUCGUGGUUAUGUCAUCAGAAAAUGUACCUUCCAGAAUCAGCAUGUGCUUGGAAGGAGGGGCUGAGGAGUUUCUAUUGAAGCCUCUUCAGUUAUCGGAUUUGGAGAAGCUUCAACCAUACUUUCUGAAAUCCCUUGAUAAUUCUCGUGAACAAGAAUCUGCUAACAGUUCCAUAGAUUCCGACACUGACAAUCUCAUCAUCAACAACAAUAACAGUAACAAUAACAAUAGUAUUAUGAGCAAAAGGAAGGCCAUGUCUCCUGAGCUUCCCGAGAGAUCAAGAACCAAAAUGAAAGGGUUGGCGGUGGUGUGAAAAAAGAACACUAUAGAGAGUGGUUUAUGCAUAUUAUAUAGUUUAUGAUUAUAUAUAUAUGAUCCUAAUUAUGGUUUUCUCCUCAACUCAAAGAGCUUAAUGAAUUCCCAGUGCUAAUUAUUUACCGUCAGCGUUUUCGCAUGUUGGGUGCCAUUGCCAAAAAUGACAUUUGUGAGGAUGAAAUACUCGUAUAUUACUUAGUAAGAAUGCUAAUUACUGUUCAC